Alternaria alternata is the source of this 1385-nucleotide messenger RNA. Its product is annotated as Glyoxalase/Bleomycin resistance protein/Dihydroxybiphenyl dioxygenase. Bases 238 to 1335 code for a protein of 365 amino acids. The record is from RefSeq and is a predicted model, not a curated record. Gene Ontology annotation, molecular function: methylmalonyl-CoA epimerase activity. Gene Ontology annotation, cellular component: mitochondrion. NCBI's taxonomy places the organism in Eukaryota, Fungi, Ascomycota, Dothideomycetes, Pleosporales, Pleosporaceae. Gene Ontology annotation, biological process: L-methylmalonyl-CoA metabolic process. The transcript is spliced from 2 exons.
CUCUCCACAUGACAGCUCAGCCACUACUGACCGAGAAUGCGAACCAGUGGCGCUGAUGGAUUGCCUUCAGCCCUACGAACAUGCCGGGACCCCACAUCGGCAUGAGUUCCAUGUCCUACCCCACAUCCGUUAUAUACGCUUCCAUCCGGCUGUGAUAGCAACAAGGAACUGAUCUGCUUUUUGCGCUUUUUGCACUGUGAAUACAUUCAAUAAACCAAACUUCAAGCUCUAUGCGAUAUGGCUUUUGACGAGUUCAACGACAAAGUCACACCUACAAACCCUAGCCGGGAAACUUCACCAAACCGCGGUUCUUCCGUCCACCAAUCAGUUGCCAUACCCAAGCCUUGCAAACCACUCCGACAAUGGCAGCAAGAACAAAACAUCGACCGCGAAGCGCAGAUAAAACUCACCAAACUUGUGCAUAUGCGUUACCAACAUCCCAAUCUUGAUGAAAUAACCACUUUCCUGCGUGAUUUUGGUAUGAGUGUAGCCCACAAAACACAAGGCAAGAAAUGGUUCAAAGGAUACGGCGAAGACCAAUACGUAUACUACGUUGAACAGGGAGAGAAGAGGUUCUUAGGCGGAUGUUUUGAAGUGGAAAGCUACGCAGAGCUAGAAAAGGCUUCCAGAGUCCCAGGGGCAGGAUCCAUUGAGGAAUUGAUUGAUGCGCCAGGAGGUGGCCACAUGAUCACAUUACAUGACCCAGAAGGCUUUCCCAUCAACCUCAUUCACGGCCAAACUAAAAAACAACCCGGUCCCUUUCCGGAAGUCCUGACGACGAAUUACGAAAAUGAGAAGCCACGAGUCGCACGGUUCCAGCGCUUUAAACCGGGGCCGGCCGCAGUGCACAAACUAGGCCACUAUGGUCUUUGUGUACAAAACUUCCAAGCGGAAAUGCAAUGGUAUACGCGCACUUUCAACAUUGUACCUACAGAUUUCCUAUAUAUCAAUACCCCCGAAGGCCAACAGAAAGACGUAGCAAUCUUCGCCCACAUCGACAUCGGUCCUUCCUACACAGACCACCACACAAUCUUUCUCAGCACAAAUCCUGCAUCUCACGUUCAUCACUGCAGCUUCGAAGUCCACGACUUUGAUACGCAGAAUUUGGGGCACGAGUGGUUGGCGCAAAAAGGGUACACGAGCGUGUGGGGUGUGGGACGACAUAUACUGGGUAGUCAAUUGUUUGACUAUUGGUGGGAUACGACAGGGAAUAUGAUUGAGCAUUACGCCGAUGGUGAUUUGGUAAAUGAAGAGACGCCAGUAGGAUGGGGUGAAGCGGGAGACGAAUCGCUAGCCGUGUGGGGGCCUGAGGUCCCGAAGUGGUUCUUGGAUUGAUGGAAGAUGGAGAGUAGUAAACGUGGAAGUGGUCUGCUUAUUUUGAUGCU